UGCACACGUGAGGAUCCAUUUGUCAUUGAGCUUUUAAAGCUAUGGUUUGGCUCUAACGCUUCAGUUUUACCUGCAGGAAGAAUAACUCCGGAAAGUGUCAUAUACAGCUUUGGCACAUUGUUGUUGGAUGUUCUUAGUGGGAAGCAUAUUCCUCCUAGCCAUGCUCUUGACCUGAUUCGUGAUCGAAACUUCAGUAUGCUCAUAGACUCCUGUUUAGAGGGCCAAUUUUCGAACGAGGAAGGAACAGACCUGAUGCGUUUAGCUUCAAGGUGCCUGCAUUAUGAACCACGAGAGCGGCCUAAUGUAAGAUCUUUGGUUCUUGCACUGGCUUCUCUUCAGAAGGACAUUGAGUCCCAAUCUUAUGAUCUGAUGGAUAAGCCCCGUGGUGGUGCAUUUACUCUUCAAUCAAUUCAUCUUUCUCCUCUUGCUGAAGCUUGCUCCAGAAAGGAUCUUACUGCAAUACAUGAACAUCUAGAAACCGCUGGCUAUAAAGAUGACGAGGGAACAGCAAAUGAGCUCUCAUUUCAGAUGUGGACUAAUCAAAUGCAAGCUACAAUUGAUUCAAAGAAGAAGGGCGACACUGCAUUUCGACAAAAGGAUUUUAGCAUGGCCAUUGAUUGCUACUCUCAGUUCAUUGAUGUUGGUACCAUGGUUUCACCAACAAUUUAUGCAAGGCGUUGCUUGUCGUAUCUCAUGAAUGACAUGCCACAAGAAGCUCUGGAUGAUGCAGUGCAGGCUCUGGCGAUAUUUCCUACAUGGCCAACUGCAUUUUAUCUUCAGGCUGCGGCCCUAUUUUCAUUAGGAAAAGAAAACGAAGCUCGAGAAGCACUCAAGGAUGGUUCGGCUGUGGAGACAAGGAGUAAGGGGCAUUGAAGAUGGAUAGCUGAACAUCAGGUGCUUGCAUUUGGACAUAAUUUGUUGGAGACAACAGCAAUUGUUAAUCUGGCUUAGGCGCAUGGAGACCGUCAGUUAGCCUUGUGAUACAUAUAUAAUUUGUGGUGUAUAUACGAAAAACAUGCAUAGAUAGAAUAGACUGGAGAGAAGGCAAGACAGAGGAGAUACCGGCGGUGAAUAAAAAUGUUUAUCCUACAUGGAGUUAACAAGGGGAGAGGAGGUGAGCCUCUUCAUCCAGGUCACCCUGCCACAUAAAAGAGGAGAUGUAGAAAGGAAGAAAAGGUGGCCAUCUGUUCUGUCAAACAUCAUCAUCAUCACCCAUCAGAUCAUGUUAGUGUUGGUGAUAGAUUGUAGGGUUUGUAGAGCAAGUGGUGUUUGGUCUUUUUGCUCUUGUCUUGGUUCUCAGCUCAGCUGGGCACUGUGAUUUGGGUCAUGUACGAUUGGUAUUAUUAGGAGUGUAGUUGAGAGAAGAUUGCUGAACUCUCCUGUAAUGGUUCAAUCGUGGGCACAGUGUGAGCUUUGUAUAUUUGUGAGAAGGCUCUAUUCGGAACAGAUCAUGCUACUUUGUUGGUCCCGUAAGCCAUGAAAUGGUUGGUGGCAUACAGUGCGUUUCCUGGUA
Messenger RNA from Triticum urartu, 1513 nucleotides. Lineage: Eukaryota; Viridiplantae; Streptophyta; Magnoliopsida; Poales; Poaceae. The record is from RefSeq and is a predicted model, not a curated record.